Chelonia mydas (Green sea turtle) is the source of this 8664-nucleotide messenger RNA. RefSeq names its product leucine rich repeats and calponin homology domain containing 3 (gene LRCH3). The transcript has 21 exons. Gene Ontology annotation, molecular function: protein binding. The record is from RefSeq and is a predicted model, not a curated record. The coding region runs from base 16 to 2508 and encodes 830 amino acids. NCBI's taxonomy places the organism in Eukaryota, Metazoa, Chordata, Testudines, Cheloniidae.
CCUCGCCCGGCGAGCAUGCGCGCUCGUUUCCACUGCCCCGGGCUCUGCGUCUGCGCACUGCCCAGCGGAGCCGGAGCUCUGUGGCGGCGGCGGCGGCUGGGGGAAAUGGCGGCCGUGGUGCUGGUGUCGGUGGAGAGCAGCUCGGGGGUGGUACCGGGCGGGAGCCCGGCUGCGUGUGGGGCUCCCGCGGGUCCCUGUGGGCCGGGUUCGUGGAGCCGGGCCCUGGACCGGGCCCUGGAGGAGGCGGCGGUGAGCGGGUCGCUGAGCCUGAGCGGCAGGAAGCUGCGGGACUAUCCGCGGGGCAGCGCCGCCAACCACGACCUGAGCGACACCACGCAGGCCGAUUUGUCACGGAACAGACUCUCGGAGCUUCCUGCAGAAGCUUGUCAUUUUGUUUCCCUUGAGAGCCUUAACUUGUACCAGAACUGCAUUCGUUAUAUCCCAGAGGCCAUCCUGAACCUACAGUCUUUAACAUUUCUAAAUAUCAGUCGAAACCAGCUUUCAACAUUGCCAGUACACAUGUGUAGUCUACCGUUGAAAGUUUUGAUAGCAAGUAAUAAUAAGUUGGUCUCACUACCUGAAGAAAUUGGACAGCUCAGACACCUGACAGAGCUUGAUGUGAGCUGUAAUGAAAUACAGACAAUACCUCCACAGAUUGGCAGACUGGAGUCUUUGCGUGACCUGAACAUCAGGAGAAAUCAUUUGGUGCAUUUACCUGAAGAACUUGCAGAAUUGUCUUUGAUUCGAUUAGAUUUCUCCUGCAAUAAAAUCACAACAAUCCCUGUUUGUUAUCGGAACCUCAGGCAUCUUCAGACAAUCACACUAGACAACAACCCUCUACAGUCACCCCCUGCACAGAUAUGCAUAAAAGGAAAAAUCCACAUAUUUAAAUACCUGAACAUAGAAGCGUGCAAGAUAGCUCAAGACUUGCCUGAUUAUGAUAGGAGGCCCAUGGGAUUUGGCUCUUGCCAUGAGGAACUGUACUCCAGUCGUCCGUAUGGAGCACUAGAUUCUGGUUUCAAUAGUGUGGACAGCGGAGACAAAAGAUGGUCAGGGAAUGAACCUACAGAUGAGUUCUCAGACCUCCCUCUGCGAGUGGCAGAGAUCACUAAAGAGCAGAGACUGCGAAGAGAGAGAGAGUACCAGGAAAACCGAGGGAGCACUGUUGUAACUAAUGGUGGAGUGGAACAUGAUCUGGAUCAGAUUGACUAUAUUGAUAGCUGUGCCACUGAAGAGGAAGAGGAAGAGGUGAGGCAACCCAAGUGCAUGGAGUCAGAGAGCCUCAGCUCACAAUUCAUGGCAUAUAUUGAACAACGGCGAAUCUCUCAUGAGGGCUCACCAGUAAAGCCAGUACCCAUCAGAGAUUUUCAGAGAACAGAAGAUACAAGACGAUACUUGCAUCAAAAUAGGGAUACUGAUGAAUUACGAAGACCAGAAACACUAAGCUUGAUGCAGGACAGAGAGCGACACCAAGGACAAAGGAGUUAUGUGGACAAGGCAGAGAGAGCCCCAGCUGAUUCAUCUUACCUUCUGUCUCUGUCCAGCAACCACAAUCAGAUCUCUCAUACAGAUGCUGAACUUCACCGAAGGCGAGAGCACGUAGUGGAGCGCACUCGGAGAGAAGCCCAGCUUGCAGCACUUCAGUAUGAGGAGGACAGGAUGAGGACGAAACAGAUCCAGAGGGAUGCUGUGCUUGACUUUGUCAAACAAAAGGCAUCCCAGAGUCCUCAGAAGCAAAGUCCUCUGGAUAGUGAGUGUCCUUUUCCAUCCAGAAGGUCUCAGCACACUGAUGAUAGUGCCUUGUUAGUGAGUGAUGACAGAUCUACUAUAUCACCAGGUUCACCUACUACUCAAACAGUCCAUCUUUCCUCUCUGUAUCCUGGCCCUGCCGCUCCUCCUUCCUAUAGAAACCCUUCCCAGCGACCUGAGAGUUUCCUUUUCCGAGCAGCUGUAAGGGAUGAAAUUAACAAAGUUGUUGCUUCAUCUCCCUCUUCUGCCUCAUGUCCUCCUAAUGAUUCUACAGACCCUAGAGCAAGGCAGAACUCCAAGCAACGUGAGGAAGAGUUGGAACUAAUAGAGCAACUGCGGAAGAAUAUUGAGUCACGGUUAAAAGUGUCUUUGCCCAGUGAUCUUGGAGCAGCUCUUACUGACGGAGUUGUUCUCUGCCACUUAGCCAAUCAUGUGUGGCCUCGAUCUGUUCCCAGCAUCCAUGUCCCCUCUCCUGCUGUACCUAAGCUAACAAUGGCAAAAUGCAGACGAAAUGUGGAGAAUUUCCUGGAAGCUUGCAGAAAGAUUGGUGUGCCUCAGGACAAUCUUUGUUCCCCUUCUGACAUUCUUCAGCUAAACCUCAGCGUUAAAAGGACAGUUGAAACUCUUCCUUCCCUGGGGACAGAGUCAGAAGAAUCCACUCUUGUCUCUCUUCCCAUCCAGCUUGGGGGCUUUGCGGCAUUUUACUGUACUUUAAUGCUAACACUCUGUAUGUUCUAUCGCUGGGUCUUUUUCCUCUAGCUGAAGGACAGUGGUGCUGCUGAAUCACUACAUCACUUCAGCGAUUGGUAAAGGCUUUGUUUUGGCAAGAACUGUUUGGAUAAGUGCAGUGCAUUCUUUCUGCUAACCAGUCAGAGUUGACAUGUACAAUGUAAAAACGCUCUUUGGUACACCCACCUGACAAUCUGUGACAUUGUUACAAGUUUGUAUUUGUGUGAUGUUUAGCAAGCGUUCUGCUUACAAGGGGAGGCAUUACUGUCCAGUGGCUAGAGUAGGGGACUAGGAUUUAGUGCACUGGGUUCUAGUCACAACUCUCUUGAAUGGCUGUGUAACAUGGGAAAAUCACAGCUCCACUGUACCUCAGUUUCCACAGUUGUAAAAUGGGAAUACCACCCGCAAUUAUAAAGAGCUUUGAGUUCCUCUGAUGAAAAGUGAUAUAUACAUGUGCAAAGUAUUGUUUUUUCUUUACAUGUCGCUGUGCCUUGUUAUAUCUUACUGUCUUAGGAGACGCAGCCUAUGAUUCUUUUUAUCAGGACUAGAGUUAUUUUUACAAGCCUGUUUCCUUAACUCUUUUUGCUAAGUCUUGGAUUUCCUGUAUUGCUAGGUUCUGAAUAGCAUCUCAUUUGACUAUGGCGAUGUCUACACUACAGAGCGCACAGCGGCACAGCUAGACCACUACAGCAGUGCCACUGUAAGGUCUCCCGUGUAGCCGCUCUUUGCCGGCAGGAGAGAGCCCUUCUGCCAGCAUAAUUAAACCACCCCCAAUGAGCAUCUCCUGCCAACAUAGCUCUGUCCACACCAGCACUUUUGCCGGUGAAACUUAGGUCAGUCAGGAGGUGUGGUUUUUUGCACACCCCUGACCAACAAAAGUGGUGGUGCAGACAAAGCCUAAAAAUAGGCACUUAGGCUGACCGUGAAUCCUGAGCUGCUUCACCUUACGAAGGCUUUGUCUACGCUGGCGUUUGCCUCGUUAAAACUUCUGCUGCUCAGAGGUGUAAAAAAACACACCCCAAAUGACUAAAAGUUUUAACGAUGAAAAGCACUGGUGUGGACAGCACUUUGUUGGUGGGAUGAAGCUACUGCCCCUCUUUGGAGGAGCUCUCUCCCAGCGAAAAAGAGCAGCCACACAGCGCACCUUACAACGGCACGGCUGCAGCGACACAGUGUACACAUAGCCUAAUACAUCAAGCCUGGAGUUUGUAGAGGAGUUGAACUUUUUCAUGCACACUGGGAAAAAUCUGGUUCCUGGUGGAAGAUGAGCUAUCAUGGGAUAUUACUGUGGUCCUCAUAGCAAACUUCUGGAGCAGCCACUUGAUUGGUGUGAGCUCAAACUCAACCUUAUUCCAUAAGUCUCUUCCUCCUCCUCAUGAUCAGAAUCUUUGCAUCAUAGAAUUGUGGGCUAAAAGCUCUAAUAACAUAUUCACUCUUCAUUGGUUUGCAAAACUCAGGUAGUUUUCAGAAUUUUUCAGCUGCACACUGCAUUCUGUUGCUUUCAUGCAUUCUCAGGGAGACCGUGAUCCAUAAAUCGGAUGUCAAAAGGAGCAGACAAAGUCCAUCCAACUUUUUCUUUUGACACCAAACUAAUUAUCUGCCUUUUUCUGUUGUUUGCUAUUGUUUUAAUGGGACUGUCACGUGAACUCUAUAUUAGAGCCCCAUUUCCUUCAGGGUUUGUCAACAAAAGUAGUUAGACACUGAUCCAUUCUGUUUCAUUAUUUGCAGAGCCGCUACAUGGAGCUCACUAUUUACUUUUUUUUCUGGGCAGUAUUAUCUAGCCUGGUGCUUCUCAAUCAGUCAUCCUUCAAAUUUCUGUAACUUGUACUCAACCUGCCUCUUCCCUAACUAGAUGAAGAGCUUCCAUGUUGGGUGCCAGUGCACCACUGCCAUGCGUCCAUGUGGGGAAGGGAGUUAUUAUUUACUGUGAAGCUUGGACUCCUUUGAAAAUCAGUGUCAUGUUUGCAAGAGUGGCAUUUGGACCGCACAAGCUCUGUUCCAGGUUAGACCAACCACAGUGGUGGCAAUGAUCAGUUCCGCUGCAGUCCUAGCCCAGUACAUGGAUUGUUACCCACAAAGGCUGGGACCCAUUAGACUAGUUUUUAAUCCAGAUUUGGCACAUCUCUCCUGCUAAGUUAUUGAAUGUUUAGACAGAGUUCCCAUUUUGCCCUCCCACUUGAUUCAAGUCAGAGUUCCAAAAAUGUCUUUGAGCUUCAGGGCACUCCUGACGCUGUGUGCAAGAGACCAUGUCUCCCCAGUGUAGAUGUCCUUUUCUGAAUGUGUUUCAAUGAAUUCUUCUUAAUCCUAAGAAAAUAUGGUCAACCGUUCUUAAACCCAUCUUAGCUGCUGCAGUCCAGUGUUUCAGCAGUAGUAACACAGUAGUAAGUCUGAAGCACUGCAUCAUACAUAGCUGAGUUGCAAAUGCUGUAAUUGCCAUUGAAAAUGUUUUUUUAAUAUGCAUGGUCUGCUGAUCCUUAUAAUAAAAGUUGGGCUAAUGAACCUAAGAGUAGGUUAAUGGGAGUUGCCUGCCUCCUUUUCAUAUCACAUUGUGAUUUGACACAGAACACUCCUGUCUGGGAAUUCUGCCUGAGGAGAACGUGCUUGUUUUCCCCCACAAAAGCAGGAUUACAGUUAUUUUAAAAAAUUGACCAUUGGAGCUGUUUUUGCACUGUUUACUGGUAUGGACUAAAACUAACUCAAUUGCCUAUAUUAACUUCUCUUAAUGAACACUGUGAUUAAAAACUGCAAGGGUUUACAAUAACGGUGCCUUCCAGUUUUAAGCCUUUUUGUCUAUCUCUGUGGUAUGGAUUCAUUCCAAAUCGUUUCCCUGUGUUUAUAUAUUUUUAAAAGGCUGAAAUCCACAGAUAUUUUAUUGGUAAUUGUACUUCUUUCUAGUCUCUUGUUUAUUGGAACUUUAAAGGUGUCAGUCUGGUACCUGUCUUACCUCAAGAAUUUCAGGGUUGCACUCAAGGUCUCCACAUGAGGAGUCCAGGCUCUGAUCACUCACACAUUGCCAAGAAUUUGAAGGUUUUUUUUUCAAGUCUUCACAGAAGAUGCAAGCAGUGUAGAAAAUCAGCUUGCCAUGUGCAUAUGUAAAGAAAUGUAUAAAGAUUCUCCAGGGGUUUAUAGAGUGACCAAAUAUGGGGUAUCAGGUUUGUUUUUUUUAAGUAGAAAUGCAAGGACCUGAUUCUGCAUUUGACUCUACAUGGUUGGACCCCUGCAUGAAGCCUCACUGAGGUCAGUGGGAUUCUGCCUGAGCACAGGCAGAGAGCCUCUGUGGAGUUGGUUGCAAGAUCAGGCCCUAAACUCAGAUUAUACAUACAACAAUACAAUUCCGUAAAUGCCUUGAAAGCUCAUUCCACACUAGAUAUUUUUAAAUACUACUACUUAAUAAGGGUGCUUUUCUGAGGUGACUUGUAUUAAAAAAGAGUGUCUGAAAGAUGAAUAACUGAUAGCUCAAGAACGACCCUUUUUUAUUCCUAUAUUGAGGAUAUUUGCCUUUAAAAUAUUCCUGGUAAUUCUUCAUUGUAUUAUUUUUAACAGUAAGAACAGCACUUUUAACAGGUAUCAUUUUUAGGGCUGUCAAGCGAUUAAAAAAAAUUAAUUGCGAUUAAUCGCACUGUUAAACAACAAUAGAAUACUAUUUAUUUUAAAACUACAUUUUCAAAUUUAUUAAUUUCAAUUACAACACAGAAUACAUUUAUUUAUUUAUUACAAAUAUUUGCACUUGUAAAAAAACAAAAAUUAUUUUUCAGUUCACCUCAUACAAGUACUGUAGUGCAAUCUCUUUAUUAUGAAAGUUGAAGUUACAAAUGUAGAAUUAUGUAAAAAAAAAAAACUGCAUUCAAAAAUAAAACAAUGUAAAACUUUAGAGCCUACAAGUCCACUCAGUCCUACUUCUUGGUCAGCCAAUAACUCAGACAAACAAGGUUGGUUAAAAUGUUUAGGAGAUAAUGCUGCGUGCUUAUUGUUUACGUCACCUGAAAGUGAGAACAGGUGUUUGCAUGGCACUGUUGUAGCUGGCGUUGCAAGAUAUUUACGUGCCAGAUGCGCUAAAGAUUAUAUGUCCCUUCAUGCUUCAACCACCAUUCCAGAGGACAUGCUUCCAUGCUGAUGAUGGGAUCUGCUCGAUAACGAUCCAAAGUAGUGCGGACUGAUGCACGUUCAUUUUCAUCAUCUGAGUCAGAUGCCACCAGCAGAAGGUUGAUUUUCUUUUUUGGUGGUUUGGGUUCUGUAGUUUCCACAUCAGAGUGGUGCUGUUUUAAGACUUCUAAAAGCAUGCUCCACACCUCAUCCCUCUCAGAUUUUGGACAGCACUUGAGAUUCUUAAACCUUGGGUCGAGUGCUGUAGCUAUUUUUAGAAAUCUCACAUUGGUACCUUCUUUGCGUUUUGUCAAAUCUGCUGUGAAAGUGUUCUUAAAAGGAACAUGUGCUGGGUCAUCACUCGAGACUGCUGGAACAUGAAAUAUAUGGCAGAAUGUGGGUAAAACAGAGCAGGGGACAUACAAUUCUCCCCUCAAGAAGUUCAGUCACAAAUUUAAUUUUUUUAACAAGCAUCAUCAGCAUGGAAGCAUGUCCUCUGGAAUGGUGGUCGAAGCAUGAAGGGGCAUACAAAUGUUUAGCAUAUCCAGCAUGUAAAUACCUUGCAAUACUGGCUACAAAAGUGCCAUGCGAACACCUGUUCUCACUUUCUGGUGACAUUGUAAAUACGAAGUCGUCAAUGUAAACAAACUUGUUUGUCUUAGAGAUUGGCAGAAUAAGAAGUAGGACUGAGUGGACUUGUAGGCUCUAAAGUUUUACACUGUUUUGUUUUUGAGUGCGGUUAUGUAGCCAAAAAAAAAUCUGCAUUUGUAAGUUACACUUUCACGAUAAAGAGAUUGCACUACAAUACUUGUAUGAGGUGAAUUGAAAAAUACUAUUUCUUUUGGCACCUUAGAGACUAACCAAUUUAUUUGAGCAUAAGCUUUCGUGAGCUACAGCUCACUUCAUCGGAUGCAUCCGAUGAAGUGAGCUGUAGCUCACGAAAGCUUAUGCUCAAAUAAAUUGGUUAGUCUCUAAGGUGCCACAAGUACUCCUUUUCUUUUUGCGAAUACAGACUAACACGGCUGUUACUCUGAAACCUGUCGCUAUUUCUUUUGUUUAUAAUUUUUACAGUGCAUAUAUUUGUAAUCAAAAAUAAUAAUAUAAAGUGAGCACUGUGCACUUUGUAUUCUGUGUUGUAAUUGAAAUCAAUAUUGAAAAUGUAGAAAAACAUCCACAAAUAUUUAAUAAACUUCAAUUGGUAUUCUAUUGUUAUAAGUGUGAUUAAUCGCGAUUAAUUUUUUUGAGUUAAUCGCAUGAGUUAACUGUGAUUAAUUGACAGCCGUAAUCCUUUUCGAAGGCCAAUCAAUCAUGCAUAUAAACAAGACCUUAUUUUGCCAUAAAACAAGUUGUGUGCUCUUCUAUUUUCUUCUUUCGCAUGGCUUUCUGCUGUGUGUCUAGUAGGAAAGAUCAGACCAGAUGUGUGGUGUGUUGUUUUAAGAGGGUUUUCGUGCAGUUAAUAUAUCUCUUGCUGUUGAGAAGAACUGCUAUUAAGCAUGUGAAUACUUCCCAGAUUUAUUGCACAAUAUUUCCAAAGCACAUGCUAAUAUCUCAGUAUUUGUUAAAAGCUUUAAAAAGUGUGUUUGCAUAUUCAUAUCUGGUAGCUGAACGCGACAGUGUUGUGAGGACUCCCCCACAUCCCUGUUGUGUUACGGAAAUGUAAACACCAUUCCUGUUGUAUUCUUGAUCUGUGAUCAUGUUUACCAGAUUGAAAUAAAGGCCCCACUCCCCAGAGUCAGUCCAAUUCUGAUUUCAUCAAGUGAUAUCAUUUGACUGGGGUAAGGGCAAAUGUGCGGUUUCCCUCUUCUCACCUGUCCCCGAAAACUGUCCUUAUUUGUACAUAUAUUCUUCAUGAGUGCUGAUGAAUAAACUAACAAAGUGAUUGUCCAAGAGUUUGCUGGUUUGUUACCUUGUACUUUGUUACAUUUACAGCUGGCUUAUCCAUAGGUAAAGAUUUACUUCCAUAGAUAUUUUUGUUUAGGUGUCCAUACCAUUCCAUAUUUCAGUCUCCUUCCGCUUGUUUAAUUUGCAUUUUUUUUCUUUUCUUUUCAGUUAAGUGGUUUUCAUCCCUUUUCUUUGUUUUUGUCUUUUUGUUGUGUUUGUCCC